ACAGAGAUCAUUUACUCACACGCUUCCUCCUGUCCUAAGGCACAAUGAAGCUCCUGAUUCUGGUGGUGCUCUUUGGGUUGAGUUUUGCUCAGCACAACCCAAACUUGAAAAAUGGUAGGACAUCCAUUGUUCACCUGUUUGAGUGGCGUUGGGCAGAUAUAGCUGAAGAAUGUGAGAGAUACCUGGCACCAAAUGGCUAUGGAGGAGUUCAGAUCUCUCCCCCAAGUGAGCACGUCAAGCUGUCUAAUCCUUGGCACCCUUGGUGGCAGAGGUAUCAGCCAAUUGGCUACAACUUGUGUUCCAGAUCAGGAACUGAAGCAGAGCUGCAGGACAUGAUCACACGCUGUAACAAUGUUGGGGUGAACAUUUAUGUGGAUGUUGUCAUCAACCACAUGUGUAAAUCAUUUCAUGGAGAGGGCACUCCCUCCAGCUGUGGAUCAUACUUCAACGGAAACAAGGAGGACUUUCCCUCUGUUCCCUACUCAUAUUUGGACUUCAAUGAUGGCAAAUGUAAAAGUGGCAGUGGGAACAUUGAAAACUACCACGAUAUUUACCAGGUCAGAGAUUGUCGCUUGGAAGAUCUCCUGGAUUUGGCUCUGGAGAAGGACUAUGUUAGAGGAAAAUUGGCCGACUAUCUGAACAAACUGAUCGAACUGGGUGUGGCUGGAUUCAGAGUUGAUGCUUGUAAGCACAUGUGGCCUGGGGAUCUUACUAAUGUGUACGGCAGACUCAAAACACUCAAUACCAAAUGGUUUCCAACUGGCACCAAGCCCUUCAUUUAUCAAGAGGUUAUUGACUUGGGUGGGGAGCCCAUUACAGCCAGUGAGUACCAUGGGCUUGCAAGAGUGACAGAAUUCAAGCACAGUGCGAAACUGGGCACAGUGGUUCGUAAAUGGGAUGGAGAGAAGCUAAGCUAUCUGAAGAACUGGGGAGAGGGCUGGGGUUUCAUGCCUUCUGAUAAAGCCGUGGUGUUUGUGGACAAUCAUGAUAAUCAGAGAGGCCACGGUGCUGGUGGAGCUUCUGUUCUGACAUUCUGGGACUCUAGGCUUUAUAAGAUCGCUGCAGGGCUCAUGUUGGCUCAUCCAUACGGUGUGACCAGAGUCAUGUCUAGCUACCGCUGGGAACGUAAAAUUGUGAACGGAAAGGAUGAGAAUGACUGGAUGGGCCCUCCAAGCUAUUCUGAUGGAUCCACUAAGCCAGUACCCAUCAACCCAGACUCCACCUGUGGGGACAACUGGGUGUGCGAACACAGAUGGCGUCAAAUCAGGAAUAUGGCGAUUUUCCGUAAUGUGGCCAAUGGCCAGCCUCUCUCCAACUGGUGGGACAACGGAAAUAAUCAGAUUGCCUUUAGCCGUGGCAACAAAGGAUUCAUUAUCAUCAACAAUGAUGAUUGGGCUUUGGAUGUGACACUGAACACUGGCUUGCCCAUGGGUACGUACUGUGACGUCAUCUCUGGAGACAAGAGUGGGAGCAGUUGUACAGGGAAACAGGUAUCAGUGGCCGCUGAUGGACGUGCCACCUUCAGCAUCAGUAACACAGAAGAAGAUCCAUUCAUUGCCAUCCAUGCUGAUUCCAAACUGUAGAGUCAGUGAGGUUAAUAUUACAAUAAAUCACAAUCAUUGAACUGAAA
This is a messenger RNA of Labeo rohita (rohu), 1630 nucleotides long. It is a transcript of the gene amy2al2, whose product is annotated as amylase alpha 2A-like 2. Lineage: Eukaryota; Metazoa; Chordata; Actinopteri; Cypriniformes; Cyprinidae. The coding region runs from base 45 to 1583 and encodes 512 amino acids. Gene Ontology annotation, molecular function: cation binding; alpha-amylase activity. Gene Ontology annotation, biological process: carbohydrate metabolic process. The record is from RefSeq and is a predicted model, not a curated record. The transcript has 10 exons.